AGUGCUGCAGCUGACCCGUGACUCGCGGAUUACCAGCCAUCAGUAGCAGAUCAGCCACGCGACAAGAAUCAUUCCGAAAUAAGCGAUCGGGAUCGUAACGCCACGAGUCUUCCCAACUUCGAACUGUACUAGUUUAGCUUGAGAUAUUCGGUGAACAUGAUCAUUUCAUAACAUAAGUCGGACACAUGUUUCUUCAUUGCUUCAUUAUUGAAGCGUAGUUAGAAGGCACUUUGAAAUUCGUGAAAGAUCAUUUAUUGCGUCGUUUUGCAAGUGAAGUUAGUUUGCUACCAAACAAUUGAAGAGAAUCAGAGUGGAUAUCAAUUUGGAUAUAUCUUUGUAUAGUGCUGGAAUAAGUGAGAAACACUGAUCUAAGUGUUAAGAAAUGAAUUUAAUUAUUAAUUUUACGUUUCGUCAAUUAAACGCUCUUCGAAAAACUGCCUGAGUGUUGACGUUAGUCAGUUCAAGCUAAACAGAUAAUCAAUUGCGAUAAAACUUACAUUCAUCACUUAAUCCGAUUAGUGUUCUGAAUAUGUUUGACCGGAAAUCUAUCACCAGAUAAACUUGUGUUCAAAGAAGCCCGUUAGUGAGUAGCCAUCACAAUCAGCGAUCAUGAUUGGAUUCGAUCAACCAACGAAAGGGUUGAGAGGGGUUCUUCAACCGGCAUUGAUCGUCAUUGCUGUAUUCGGAAUUACAGCUACUCUCGGAUAUCUGGAGGAUCGACCACCCACUUAUAUGGAAGCCAAAGUCGGCUCCUAUGUAAUAUUGAACUGCCCGGUGGAUUUUCCUAAAAACGACCCGAUACCGUAUGUUUUGCACUGGAACAAAGAUAAUAAACCCGUCUUCACGUUGUACGAUGGAAUUUUGAACUCUUAUGAAACUUAUAUUGGUCGAGUAACGUUACUGAACAAUGAUCUAAUGUACGGAAAAGCAUCGCUCAAUCUUACCUCGAUCCGCGAGAGUGACAACGGUUGGUACGAGUGUAAGGUCAUCUUUCCCAAUCGGGUUCCUAACAAGCGAAACAAUGGAACAUGGUUCCACAUAUCCGUGAUGGGAGGAACUCUACUGAAGAUUCCACCAGUGAAUCAAACGGUGCUAGAAGGUGACCCGGCAUUCUUUCACUGUUUGGCUCAAAAUCCGGAAACGAUGUUCGUAGAGUGGUACAAAGAUAACGUGUCCUUGCUUGAAAUGUACGAUCUACUGCACCGAUCCACUUUCGGUCCGGAUGGAAGUCUCACGAUCAAUCCGACGCAGAUGAGUGAUUUGGGUUAUUUCACUUGUCAAGUCAAGAAUACGAUGAAUGAUACACAAGGUGCAACAGCAUUUCUUAAUGUUCAAUAUAAGGCAAAAGUUGUCUAUGCUCCAAAAGAGGUAUAUUUACCGUUUGGAGAGCCUGCCGUAUUGGACUGUCAUUUCCGAUCGAACCCACCGUUGACGAAUCUACGGUGGGAGAAGGACGGGUUUUUGUUCGAUCCGUACAACGUGCAGGUAAGCGACGACAGUCCCUGGAACUUUUUCAGAUCGAAGAAAAAUGCAUUUCAGGGUGUAUUCUAUAAACGAAAUGGAAGUAUUUACUUUGAAAAAGUUGAUGACUCACAUGCCGGGCGCUACUCUUGCACGCCGUACAACGAUCUCGGAACGGAUGGACCUUCGCCGAUUAUCAAUGUGAUCGUGCAAAGACCACCGAACAUCAUUCUUAGGCCGAAGCUGUUGUACGUGACUAAGAUUGGAGGGACUGUCGAGAUGCAAUGCGAUGCCAGGGAUCGAGAUGGAUAUCAUACGCCACCGAUUACAUGGGUCAAGAAAGACGGAAGUUUAUUGCCUCAUGGUCGAUAUCAACUGAACGGAGGAAACUUGACUAUUGAAGAUAUUAUAGAAUCGGAUAGAGGAAUUUAUGCGUGUCAGGCAACAAACGAAGCAGCGACCGUUUCGGCCGAUGCGGAAAUUAUGAUCGAAAAUGUAUCUCCUAGGGCACCGUAUAAUCUGACUGGAAACAGUUCCGAUACGGCCAUCACUCUCCGGUGGGCACCGGGAUAUAUCCGACAAUACCUGGACUAUAUUAUUUGGUACCGAUUGGCGGAAGCCCCCGAGUGGAGAACUUUCAAAGUGAACAACAAACACAUCCUGGAAGCGACCAUAACAAACCUACAACCGGCCAAGGAAUACGAGUUCAUGGUACUGUGCCAGGAUAACUACGGUGAUGGAAUGUUCAGCAAAGCAUUCCGAUAUUUCACCAAACCAAAGGAAUUCGAGCAACCAGAAACGUUUCAGGAUACACUAUUGCAGUUUAACCAAAUUGGGUCACCGAUCAAUUUGACGAUCGAAAAGCGAAGCAAUAACUAUCAAGCACGUUGGCAGCCACCGGAAUUGGGUCUGGAUCAGCUCCGCUUCUACAUUCUACGAUGGUGGCUUGAACCACAGCACAAACUGCAUGGAAGUAUUUCAACUCCCGAGAUCAGUUACAAUCUUGACGAUCUGGAAGAAGACGAACUGUACACGUUCCAGGUUUUUGCCAUGUCCACCACAAACUAUACCAGCGGAAGCAAUGAGGUUGAGGUCUACAUUUACCCGUACCGAAGGGUAAAGGUGAUCACCAUAAGUGGAGUGUUAAUUUUGUUGCUCUGUUUGGUAGUGAUAAGCACACUUCUGUACAUGAAGCGUAAUCGAAUGAAAAAGUUGCGUGAAGCAGAGAAUGUCAAGAUUUAAGCGCAGUUAUUUUGCGAUAAAUUUGCAUUUUUUCUCGAAUCGAUUUGGUAAAUAGGAAUUUAACAAUAAACACUGCUGUUCAUAGGUUAUAGAACUCAACUGUCUGAUUGCUAUACUAAGUUGUAAUAUUUUGUUAACGAUGUAAGUGAUGCAACAUAAAGAACAAGAUACGAAUAA
Molecule: messenger RNA, 2880 nt
Organism: Malaya genurostris
Lineage: Eukaryota; Metazoa; Arthropoda; Insecta; Diptera; Culicidae
Gene: bdl
Product: protein borderless
Exons: 7
Coding region: 610-2703 (697 amino acids)
Biological process (GO): homophilic cell-cell adhesion; dendrite self-avoidance; axon guidance
Cellular component (GO): axon; plasma membrane
Molecular function (GO): cell-cell adhesion mediator activity
Source: RefSeq, a predicted model, not a curated record